CCCUCUCCCACAAGGUGCUUCAGUGAACCGCUGCUGCUUCAGUGUUUUUUAAAUCCUCACGAGUUUCCUGCUUCACAACUCCAACCUAUAUGUCUCGAAAAACAUCAGCGAUCUUCCCAUGUGGGUCGUGUUUGCCGGUGUGAUGGAGAGUAGAUCGUUUGGAGGCCUGAAUAAGGAUCUCCAUAUAUAACCCUCCAUAUUAUCUUGGAUUCUGUAUCAUAAAUAGGUCUUCCCCUUGGCCAGACCUUGGGAAAAGGAUGUGGAUGAUGAGUGUGCCGACUCCUGGUUGACUUUGAGCCGCUGCGGCUGGUGGCCAGAUGUGGAGACACUGCCCAUCGCCUGGCCGCUCACGCUCCUCCUAGACCUUCUUUUUAUCUGGUCUGUCAUGAAGUUCAACCUGGUCCGGCUGUUUAGCUCACCUGGCUUCAGGUAUUUGUGAUUUUGGAUAGUUGGGUUUAUUAAUCCUGCUCAUGAAUGGAGUACUCUGUGGUGGAACGUAACUAUUUACAUUAAAUCAAGUAUAGGACUUAAGUACAGUUUUGAGGUACUUGUACUUUUGUGCUACCUCAUUCAAAACAAUUCAGAGGCAAAUAUUAUGCUUUCUACUCCACAAAAACCUGGUGCUGUAUGUUUCUGCAGCUCUUUAAUGUUUUCACCCCAGUGAGCUACAUGUAACGCUGCACAGGAGUCUCUGUUUGGUUCAAACCCCGGUUUUGGAGUCGCGGUUCUGAGAGAGUUAAAUAUAGCAGAAACAAAAACAAAUGCUUAAAGGAUACGUUUCUUUCCAUUUAUUUUGAGCAGACAGUAGUAGAGAGCCAAAGACGGACACAGUCCUCAUGCUUGGAUCUGAAGUAGCAUUUAGUCGACUGGCUACUUUGGUAAACUAUUUUCAUGAAAGUAAGGAGCAUUUCAAACACUUCUGUAUUACGCUGUACAGAAAUGGAGCAAACACAACAUGUCACAAUAGGCUUUACAACUGAAAAACACCUCUAAUGCUAUAAAGUUCAAUAUGCAAAAUACGUAGUAUAAUAAAAAUAUAACUUGUGCAUUAUGAGUGUUUCAAUAAGCUCCACGAUGGCUAUAUUAAAACACUGAAAGUAUACAAAACAUUCAUCCAUCGUCAUCUGGCUGAUGCCGUUGACUGUGCGUUCGCUUGUUGGAUGUGUUUCCAUGUUGUGACUGACUUUGCAUGCCAAUCAUCACGUGUCGCUCACCACGACCACCGUACCAUGACUAGUUAAUACGAACACAGGAGCCGUUACAGCCCUCCAGGGAGCCGAUAUUGGUCAGUAGUCGGGCUGAUUUGACACGUUUUGAUCCUCGCAGAAGAGGUUAUCAUGUUAAUCUACUACAGUUACCGUGGUGAUAACAGUGAGUCAGCGUCACGAUACCAGAAAUGUACAGUGAGCUACUAUAGCAGCUCUAUAGAAGUGGACGGGAUGACCUGGAUUAACUUGUCUGUUCUCCUCACCAGCAUGUCUUGUUCAAGCUCCACAUAUUUUCCAGGCAUGUCAGGGUUCAGCAUAUAUGACUCGCCGAGGAAUCGGGUAUUAAAGACGUUUGCUGACUCUCAUGGAAAUGUAGUGUGCAGCUGGACAAAAUGUCAGUCUGGUUACACAGCUCGUAGUCUGGUUGGCGGGGGGACGUGUGGAGUAUUUACGGUGGUAUGAAACCUGCGUUUUAAUAGAGGCCAGGACAAAUGGUUUUCAUUACUGGGCUUUUAUGAUUGCAGAAGUGAACUGGAGAAGCAGACUUUAAAUCUUUUUUUACAUGUGAGGGGGUUCUAAAGAUCACUGUAGCUCUGGAGUGAAAGUUGAGAAUAAGGCUGCAACUCAUGAUUAUUUUCACAAUUGAUUAAUCUGAAUAGUUGUCUUAAUUAAUUAAUUAAUUGGUAAAAGGCGCAAGAUACGAGAUUGGGAGCAUUUCGAUUGCCUCUCAACAGCCCUCAUCAUGGCCAGGCCUGAGCUGACAGCUUGUAGCUAACGGUACAAAACUACGGCAAACCUGACCGAGCUAACGGUGUUCACCUGACAGGGAACCAGAGGGUGGGUGCUACGCUUCUGCUUUGUAUCCGAUUCCCAUGUGGUAUUGUUCAUACAUAGCUACUGCCACUUGCAUAUCUAGACCUAUGUUUUUGGCAUUGCGUAUAUACAUCAUGUUUAUUGAUGCACUCUUUGUUCUGCACAAUAAUUUAGGGAUCUGGGGAUAAAUAAAGUGCUGUCCUGUCUUACAGGCCUAUUCAACCUGCUUGUUUUGUCUUAAGAUACAGUCCAAAACCUGAAGGUGUUCACCUUGAUAUCAGAGAAGGCAAAGAAAUCCUGUAAAUAUUCAUUUUUAAGAGGCUGCAACCAGCAAUUUUAUUUAAGAAAUGACUUGAAAAUCAAAAUAGCUGCCAAUUUAUUUCGUCUUGAUCGAUUUAAUCGUUUAAGCUCUACAUGUGAAGGUCAUUUCUCCUGGCGCGGCACAAGCAGCGAACAUAGUUCACAAAGCCACCGAUGGCUCGCCGUCUUCAGCUCCCGACUUCCUAAUGAGGUCCGACUGAGCCGAGGCUUCAUGCAAAUUAACACAAGAGGCCUCCACCGACACCGCCGGGGUGUUUACGGCCCCGGCUUUAAACCCUGCACAUCUCCUCGCCGAGGCCCGAGUGUCACAUUUCUUGUCGGUGGAUUAGCUCUCCAUCGUGUCGUGGAGCCGUGGCCAUCAGUGCCCAUUAAACUGUCGGCCCCUCAAUGGAGGUUUGUGCCCCUCGAGUCUGAUUUACAACUCUAAUUCAGAACUUCCCAGAUAUUUAGUUCGCUUCAGCCGUCGUGACCACAAACAACCGUUGACCAUCUGCUACUGGAUCGUUGGUUUCUGUAUUUUUACAUGGCCUGUCUGCUGGUUAAUCUUCUCAACUGUUUGUUUAGUAAUAAGUAAUAGUCGAGAAAAAUGUCCCAGAGCAAAAGGUAACGUCUUCCAAUCACUUUGUUUCUUUGAACUUGGUAAUAUUUGCUAGAAAAAUGACAAACUAUUCAUAUCUUAUCAAGAUAGUUUCUGCUAAUUUUUCUGUUGAUCAACUGAUCAAUUAAUCAGCAAAGUGUCUAAUCUUUAGAAACUAACCAUUAUAAUGUCCCAGAGCCCAAUGUGUAAAUCACUUGUGGUCUUACAGUAAAAUGUAUUCAGUUUAGGGUCAUUUGUUAAAUAGAGAAGCAUCAAGUCCUUUACUUUGACAAGCCAGAACCAGAUCAUUUUGGGCUUAAAGAUGAAUGUUGAUUUUCAGUCGGCUAAUUGGUUAAUCGACUAAUCGUUCCAGCUCCGGUCUUUUUUGUUUUGAUGAUUUUGUUCUUUGUUUUCGGAGGUUAAGGCACUUCCUUGUUGUCAUCUUACAUGAUCACGACAGGAGGAACUGCAUGUUUAAAACAAAAAAAGAUGCGCGACGUCCUGCUUUACAUGUUGUUUGCAUUGAAUUUCAAAUCAGUCACAUGUUGAUCCAGUCCAGUUCUUUCCACUUAGUUUCCAGGCAAGUUUCCCACACAGGUGUUUUUUAUUGGCUCUUGGCUCUCUUUAUGUCCACAUUACCGUUGAGUUGGGGAAGAUCCUCACUUGAGGAGAAAGUGGAUGUCGGAGGGAGGUGACGAUAAGGCUUUUAUGUUGAGUUAUCCUCAUUUGCCUUGUGUUAGCUCCAGGGGACCAUGUGACCGGCUCUCAUUCAGGUCAUGUCGGCCUGUUCAGCCUUUGACCCUCUUAGAAGGGAAGCCGGUCCCUCAAUGUCCCAUUCAUGCCAUACAGAUGUCUGUGUGCGUUAACGUCUGACACAGCUGAGGUAUGACGAUCCCCUGACUGUCCUUCAUUCAUUGGCUAACUGUUUCUGUGCUGCGCUGGUGACAACAAGACCGAUUCCUCCAUCUAAAACAAUACUUACAUGCCUCAAUGAACAUUUGAAAUAGUUUUUGCUUGCUGUAGUAAUUCAUCUCUGUUUCCAGAAUGUUAACAAUCCUUUUCAAUUUGAGCUUGAAAAGUUGCUGUGUUGAUGAAAGCAACAUGCUGUAGCAACAGACUAGGGGAAUACAUCUCGAUGCACAUGAAGCGAGGGCUGGGCAAUGUGGCCUACACAUAAAAUCACGUGCUAUUUACAAUUUAAAUUCUUUUUUUUGUUUUUUCUUAAAAACAAACAAAUAACUUGGAUGCCUCUUGAAAAUAAUGUAUUUCAUCCCUUCAUGUUAAAUGUUGUGUAAUAGAGAUGGAGAGAUAUGAUGGAGACAGAUUACAGCGACUGUGUGUUGUUCCAUUCACAUCAUGUGUGUGCAACAUCAACGCAUUGUCCUCUUCUUAUACACAACCCUCCCUCUGUUGCUGUUGUAUCUGAUGGGAAACCAGCAGGCGGGUCUUACAGCCUUUUCAUUUGCUCUCGCAUUCUUCUUCUCACAAAUGCGAAACUACGAGAAUAUGAUCCUGCUGAAUCAAAUAAAUAAAGCAGGUGUUUUAGGCCGCCGUCUUGUGCCACACACUCUGUUUUGAGGUGCUGCUGCAAGAAAUCAAUCGUGCUGCUGCUCUAGAUUGGUGCAGACUUUAGACAAUCUUUACAGCAGAGAGGGUUUUGCUCGAAGUUGCUGGGGACACAAUGGGGUUUUUUGUGAACAAACUCCUUACUUUAAUUAAGUAAUAAAGAGUACAAUAUCUACCUCUGAAAUGUAGUGGAGGCGAAGUAAAGUACAAGUAUGUCAGUUUUGCACAUAAGUACAGUUUUUGAGUACAUGUACUUAGGUUGUUCUUCAUCUCUUACAUUGUUGGCACAUUGUGAGAUCUUUUAGUGACAGGAAGAAAGAUUACAUCAAGUAAAACGACGCCUCAUUGUACAUUUGGGCACCAGACUGUUAACGUAUCUUUUAAAACCAGUUGUAAUGGAUGCAGUGACGCUCCCAUGCAGGUUGUGUCUGUCUCCCAGCCACUAGGUGGACAGAGAUCAGAGGCCUGGCGAUGAGGACAGACCGGGCAGGACGGCCACAUGUGUUCAGUAAUAAGAGGAUAAAUCCUCACUUGACACAAGCUCGUUUGAUCUGGGUGAUUUUUGAUGUGAAGCUCAGUGUCUGUGGUGUAUUUUUUUUUUACCUUUGAUGUGGUUCAGUCUUUAUGACCUGUGCUGUGUUUUGUCUUUCGGGUUUCCGCUGAUUGUCCACGUUGUAUUAAUCACUGUGUUUUUGUUUGAACGCAGAGUUCACCGUCUCUCAUUUCAGCAGUGGUGGAAGAAGUAUUCAGAUCCACACUGUGGAAAUACUCCUCUACCCUGCAUUCAAAACUUCAGUAAAAGUAUAUACUGUAAGUAGUAUCGGCUAAAUGUACUUUAAAGUAAAAGUAGUCAUUGUGUCAGUGCUGAUUAUAACUCCUGUCGUAUACUGUUGGGUAGUUUAAUCUACAGAAAUGCAACAUAUUCUAUCAGGUCGUAAUGUGUUUGUAGCGUCUUUGUUCUGUGAGAAGCACGUACAAAGACAAGUCAACUUCUCGUGAUCUCAGAAAAGCAGCCCUGUGUUCGACUUUGUGACGAUGCGUUUUCAUGCUGAUCCAAGAGGGUUUUAAAAAAGUGUGUUUAGCUUAAGAAGUAUGAGAAUUUCUCAACUCGUAUACGGAACACUUAAUCCUUCAGUUUAUGAAAAACAUUCAAAAUCAACACAUCUGGAGAUGCCUGGUUUUCACUGGACAGGAUGGGCAUGAAGAAAAAAAGUGAAAUCUGUAAAGUAACUAAAGCUGUCAGAUAAAUGUGGUAAAAAGAACAAUAUUUGGCUGAGAUGUAGUUGAAUAUAAGUAAGACGUUGCAUAAAAUGGAGAUACUCAACUACACUACAAAAGUACCUCUGUGCUUAAGUGCAGUACUUGUGUACAUGUUCUUUACUCAAGUACUCCACUGCAUUUCUGCUGUGAAUCUGGGACAAACUGUAUACUCACCAAACUGGCUAGACUGCUUUGGUACAAUCUGAAUGACAAUAGCUUUAAACAACUGACAUUCAUGUGAGCACCCUGGGGCGCUUUAUUUUGCCUGUAGGAAGUCUGUUGUGGGGGCAAAAUCGGUUUGGGUCAGGUCUCUUGUCGACACAAUUAGGGUCAAAUUGAAAAAAGCUCAACUUUGACUUGAAUACAUAUAGAUCUGCUUUUUCCAGAGGCGGCAGUUGGGAUGUUUUUUUCUUCCAUUAUUACUUUAUCGUCUCAUCCUCCCACAUCCCCAAUACCCCAAAACCUGUUUUCCUCCUCUUGUUGUUGUUGUUGUUGUUGCCUUGGCGCCCAGUCAUUUUGUCAUCAGACUUAGUUUAGUGUGUCUGGUAUGUCUGAGCAUGAUGCGCCUUCAUUAACUAGGAGAGCAGAUGAGUCACACGGGGGGGGGGGGGGGGCCUGCAGCGAUCAGACACUCGUUUAGAAAGCCUCCGUGCUGCUGACCAGUUGAGACACGACACAGUUUAGUUGAAACAUGCUGCUGCUGUGAUAAUCAUUCACAAAAGUGACAAGGUGACCCUGGAGCUAUUUGAAUGAACAAAAUGUUAAAUAUCUCUUCUAAGAUGUGAAGAUUUAAUAAUUUUACUCUGUUAUAUAUGAUUGUAAACUGAAUAUCUUAUUGUGCGAGAGUAAAUUGAGUAUCUUUGUGUUUGAACAAAACAAGCUCUUAAAAGAGGUUUCAUUCAUUUUAAAUGCCAAACAAUCAAUCAAUUGAUCUACGAGAUAAUCAGCAGAUUAAUCAUAUUAAUGAAGGGUUGCAACGAACGAUUAUUAUUGAUCUGGCAUCUAGUUUUUAUUCAGUUAAUCGAUGUAAUCAAAAUAGUGAAAGUCCGCUAUUAUAGUCGAAAAACACCAAAUAUUCUGUUGAUAUUCAGAUGCAGAAAAUGAUGUUUGAGAAGUUUUAACCAACAAAUGUUUCGAAUUAUUGCAUGAAAAAUGACAAUGAUAAAAAUGAUAUAUAGAUUGAUUGAUUGAUUGAUAAUGGAAAAUAGAUGUUGCCUCAAAUUGUUUAAAUCAUUUUGCACAGCAAAGAUGCCAUUCCUCUUUUUCUAUUUUCUGCUGUUCACUUAUAUCACUAAAACCCAACCGAUACUUGAUGCUUGAGCCUGAUACUGAUAUCUCUUUAAACAUAAAUGCAUAACGUAAACAAACAAUAUUGAUAAGUCAUUUAAUCCUUGAUAUUUGCCUUUUUUUAAAAUUGACAUUUUACUGUGUAAAAAUCAACGUGUCAGCGCCCUCUGGUGGACAAACUAUGUCACAGUGCCACUGUUUUUAAAUGACUUUAAACCGCAAUAUCUACUGAUCUGCAGUAAGGUAAUACGGGCCGAUACGUUGGUGUCGCUCUACGUGUCACAUAUAGCAGUCCAACCUCAGCGCAGCCUCACAGGACUCAGUCCAACACGUAUUACCACUGUGAUUGAGGAAGACAAUCCUCUUAGCACAGAGCCUGCUUUCUUUCUAGGGCACUGAAUGGUUCUCUGCAGAAGUGCUGUCAGUUCAGCCCGGCUGUCGGAUAUCCUCUCUCUGUUAACUUCCUUUGUCUGUUACAUGGUAGGGUCUCUUUUGAAACACAACCCCCCUCUCCACCUCUUUAUGGGCCUGAGCCGGCAGCUGCAGGGUUAAUGUUUAGAAGCAGCAGCAGCACCAGCAGCAGAGGGGCAGGAGUUGUAGGAGGAGGAGGAGGAGGGGAGAAGGCGAGUGGCAGAGAGGUGGGGGCUGGUCCACAGCUGUUGUAGUAGGCAGGGUCUAUUGGGGUAGGAAGCCUGCCUCACUCGCCCUGGAACAAUGGGAGACAUGGCAGCCUCUGCAGACAGCACAGACACACACACACACACACACACACACACAAUGCACAUGCCCAAGGACAGGCCUUCUCUAGCUGAAGCGUAGAGGAAACCGGCUUCCUCGCCUCGCUCGCAGGGUGACGGCACUUUUAACAGGGAGGAAAAUAAUCUCCGCGGCAACAGCAGCCGGAAAACCGAAAUGUAAGGUUGUGUCCUUUCUGUUGCUCUCUUUCUUUUUUUUUUCACCUUUUCUUCUGGUGCCUUUCAUUCUGCUGUGAGGAGACCUUUGGAUGCGCCGACUGCAUGACUGAAAAGGCAGCAAGAGGAAGCUCCUUGGUUUUGUUGUUGGGAGACAGAGGUGCCUGACAGGAGACUGACUCCUCUUCAAGGAUCCUAACGAGAGCUGAAACUACAGAUGAGAACAAUGUCUGAUGAGACAGAACAGAGGAUGUGUGAUGAAGACUUUGGUUCGGACGAGGAAGGCGAGGAGGGAGACGUGGAGUCCAUUCUGGAGGACAACAGCAGCGAGCUCAUGGACCGACUGAGGGAGCUGGAGGCAGAAAACUCUGCUCUGGUGUUGGCGAACGAGAGUCAAAGAGAAGCUUAUGAGAGGUGCUUGGAUGAGGUGGCCAACCACGUGGUCCAAGCUCUGCUGAAUCAAAAGGACCUGAGAGAGGAGUGCAUCAAGCUGAAGAUGUUGGUCUUUGACCUGGAGAGACAAAACCGAGCGCUUUGUGAGCUCUUUCAGCAGAAACUGCCCAACCACCCCACUGCUCACUACCAGGUCCAGGCAGGACCCCUCCCAGACUACAAUGCACAGCUGCACAAUGACUCUGCCAAACAGGCGGAGCCUGCACAGACUGAAGCACAAGCCAAGGGAAAUGGCUACCGCACACAGCAUGCCUCCCCGGGCCCUCGUGGCCCUGCCGCCUCCAUGGAGGCCCUGUCUCCCUUCUUCAAGAAGAAAGCACACAUCCUGGAGGUACUUCGCAAGAUGGAGGAGACGGACCCUCUGAAGUUCCACCCGUCCACCGCAAGCUUGUCUUUCUGCGACUACAGCCAGGUGCUUAUGUCCACAGAGGCUGUUUUGGCCACUGCGGACCCCGUUCCACUACCCUGCAAAUCCCACCACACACACUGCCACUACUCCUGCUCUGACACUGACUCACACCAGCGGGUCAACGGCGACGGGGCAGUGAAGUGUGAAAUAGGGAACACCUGCUGUUUACACUGCAAGAAGAGCCCAGACAGUCCUCCAAAGCCAUGCAACCACGUCUGUAGUCCUUCAAAAGCCAACUCAGCCACCCAGAGCCAUGUAGUUCCUGCAGCUGCUACAAGCGAAUGUCACAGUAAGAACCGAACGGCGGAGUCUGUUCCCCCGUCUAAACAAUGCACCAAGAAUGAAGCCCACCAGCAACCAGCAGGCGCUACCGCCCACUCCUCAGUCACGGAAACAGCCGAUCAGAAUCUGGAGGUGAUGGAUGUGGAGCAAGAGCAGGAUAGCUCUGAGAGUUGUCUAAAUGCUAGUGUCUCUGAAGAGCUCACAGGUUUCUGUCCCACCUCCCACCUGCCCAGUUCUGUGAAGGAGAGCGCACAGAUCUCCCACUGUGACAUGGAGACGCUUGAUGGUGUUCACAACGGCGUCGAGCCUGCCAUGUCGAAUGACCCCUCAGCCGUCCCUGAGAAAGACUGCACAGAUCAGGAGGCUUCUUCUGUGAGAGCCAGUGCCACCGUCAGCCCCAGCACGUCGUGCCUCACUGACGUCAAAACCGCCGCCAUCAACUCGCCGUCCAAACUGCUCAAGUUCUUGAAGAUUCCCACGAUAGGGGAGAAGUCUCAACCUUCAACCUCUGCCGUCCGUCUGAGCCCCCAACUCACCCGCAGCUCCAGGAUCCCUUGUCGCACAAACAACUACGAGGUGUACCACUCGCCUGUUCCCACACGCAGAGCCACCACCACAGAGAGGUGCAGGCAGCCCCCUCCACCACCCUCCAGGUCUGAGUCCUACCCCGCCACACACUCGGCGCCAACCUCACCUCCUCAGCCUGAAGAGGUCUCCGCCUCGCCCGCUCAGGAUAUAAGCUACAGCAGCUUCUCUGCACCUAAAGCCAGUGCUGCUUCAAAGAUGGGAGCUCCUUCCUCCGCAUCCUCAUCCUCACCCAAAGUAUCUCAGAGGGUCCCUCAUUAUGAAAAUGUCUGCGUUAUGUCUACCAACUCCAGAGAGGAGGAACCAACCCAGGGCCUUGAAAAGAGAACCACACUUCCAUCCCAAACAAAGGUGAACGGGGGUGAGAGGAAGCUUGUUAAAUCGCUACCCGAAAGUGUCCUCAACCCUCCUCAAAGAAAGCAGUCGUCCUCGUCCACGUCAGAAUCCACAUCAGAUGAAGAAGAGGAUUCAGACAGCCCAGUGUGGGUUAACCACCACAGCUUGCCCAACACAUCCGCCAUCAGCAAGGUCGCACAGGGCAGAGCCAACUUCUCACAAACCAGAGAGAAUCCGGCGGCAGAUAUGAGGGAGAUCACUGUGCAGAGCUCUGAGGUUGUUCAGCAGCGGCAGCCGCCACCGCCACCUCCAGUCAGGAGGAGCGACUCCUCUUCCAUCCCCAAGAGGCCUGCGGCCGGGGCGCCGAGACCCCAGGCUGACUCCAGUCACCACGCUUUCAAAGACAGGCUGGCUGCGCUUGGAAAGCUGAGGAGCUCUGAGGAUUUACAAGUCAAUCUCAGGCCGGUCGACACAGUGAAUGAGGGCACUUAUGAAGAAGAAAGGAGCAAGGAGCCCAUGGAGCUCCAGAAAGAGGAGCAGAGACAUUCAAAAUACACAGACUCUAUGGACAGUAAACCUAGAGUUAUUAGUGGUGGUUUGAAGUACCCGGGUUCAUCUCAGCUGUAUGAACAGGCUGUAAAAUAUUCUGGUUCAGCGGUGGUUAAACAAGAACUGUGCGUGACCAAGACAGAAGUCUCAAAGAGUAAAAUUGGUCUGCCGUCCCCCAACACAGAUGCUCCACAGGUACUACGCAACAACAUUAAGUGUCCUGGCUCCCUGAAUCUGGCCUAUAACCUUAAACCAGGUGUUGGUCCUCACAAUAGCAACAGCCCCAACAAAAUUCCCCCAAAGUCGCCGUCCAAACCUUGCCAGGGCACGUCCGUCCACAGAGGGGGGAAGCCCUCAGAGGCCCCACGUUACUCGUCCAAAUCAGAAGAGAGGACCAAGAUCAGCAGCAAAGGGAAAAAGAAUCCCAUGUUUGGCGACAGCCUGCCGCCUCCUCCCCCGAGACCUCCAAUGUCAGAGGGGGAGAAGCCGUUGCCGCCAGUUCCCAGCCCACAAUCUGCCAUCGAGCAGAAGGUUAUGAAGGGUAUCGAGGAGAACAUGCUGAAGCUCCAGGUGCAAGACAGAGGAGGGCAGGGCAUCGAGGUCAAGCAGAAAGCCUCCAACGGCAUCGCUAGCUGGUUCGGCCUGAAGAAGAGCAAGCUGCCAGCGCUGAGCCGCAAGACGGACGUGACCAAAGCAAAGGACGAGAAGAAGGAGUGGAAGAUCAACAUGCCCUCAGUGGGCAGGGACUCUGUGAAAAUGGCCACCAGGUGUAAAGAAGGAGUGGAAGGACUGAACAUCUCGUCUCUGAUGGAGAAGGCAGAGGGGCUGAGGAGGGCGCUGGAGGAGGAGAGGGCGUAUGUGGAGCGGUCGGGGAGGGGUCACUCCUGUGAGGUGGUGAUGGACCCAGCUCAGGGACAGCUGGCUGUCAUGUACAGGGGAGCACGCUCUGACAACUUCAUGCAACAGCUGUUGAACAGAGUGGACGGGAAAGACGUGAUCAGCGUGCCCCAGCGGCGGCUCUCGUUCGAUUGUAAGAGCUCCAAGCCGGUGUUUUGUCAGCAGGGCGACAUCAUCAGUCACACCACCAGUCGUGACGAUAUGGAGAAGGGAUCAGACAGAAUCGGCAAGAUCACAUCGGAUGAAAAUCUUGCAGACUCGGUUCACUCUCAACACUUUGCAGGUUCUGGUGCUUCCACGUACACCCUGGACAGCGGCAUCGGUACGUUCCCCCUGCCCGACUGCAGCAGCGGUGCGGCAGGACGGAGCCUGUCCAAGACGAGGGCGGGGGCCGAGCGCCACUCUUCUGGCUCCCCGGGGAGGGCCGGCCGACGGGCCCGCACCCUAGACAGAGAGCCGACGUCCCAGGAUGAGUGCUACGUGCCUCACAAACAGCUGAUUCCUAGCAUUCAUUACGGCGCCGUGCUGGAGGGAAGAAGCUCCGUCGGCGUCAUACGUGAAGACAACGAGGUCUGUGGAGCGAACAUGUUUUCCCCUCGCUCCAAGACUUGGACCUUCCCCAACCUGAAGACACCAGCAGGACCUGCAGAGGUUUACCUGGCAGUGGAGGAGGAGGAAGAAGAGGAGGCCGUGUCCUUUGGAUCUCCAUUCAGAGGGAGCAUGAAGGCCGGCGGUCCCUCCUCCAGCCGGGUCAUCGACCCAGGCAGCUUGCCCGUCCCGGCCCAGUCGGGGAUGAUCCGCAGGGGGAAGACUCUGACUCCCAGCGUCCCUGAGAUGAGCAGGGAGGCCGGGCUGGAGCUGCUCCGGGAGCGGCCGGAGGAAGCUCUCUCCCCAAGCCGCCCUCAGGUCCUGGAGACCCCCGAGUCCCUCAGCGAUUCUCUGUACGACAGUCUGUCAUCCUGCGGAAGCCAAGGAUGAUCCGGCCGAGGAUUGGGGAGGACGGAGAGGAGCUCAUCUUUACCAUAGACAAUAAGACACAGCCCCGGUCUGAACAUGUCUCCUGGUUGCUGGCUGUGCUGUGAUGCUGCUGACCCACCGCCAUCUUUAAAGAAGAGAAACUGUGCUCUGUAGAUGUUCGCAAGCAUAUUGUGGUGAUGCUUUCUCAUCAGCUAUUUCUCUGUUGCAACUGGAAAGAGAUCAAUAGACUUCUCCUCAGGAUUUCCUAUUAACGUGAAGCCAAAAGUCCCCCACCCCCCCAAAGUCAUAUAGGUUGUUCACCUUUUUCACAAUCGGACUCUUCAGUGGACACUCUUUAAUUCAUGUAUAGAGGACUACAAAACGCAUGGCUAUGCUAAUGGUUAGCACAAAAGUUGUCACUCUUGGUAGUUGUUCAGCAACUUCGUCUUUUGUUUUGAAUUAUCUUGGUAGACAGAUCGUCGUGUGCAUCAAGGAAGAGCUGAUCAGUUCAAUAGCCGACGAUCUGCAUCAAUACAUCCAUUCUGUUCUGGACAUUUCAUCACAUAAUAUAUUGGAAAAAAAAAAAACAUCGAGCUCCUUCAAAAAAUGAAUGUUAAUGUCUGUGGUUCUUAAUUGCUUAACUCAUGCAUCACGAUUUUAAAUGUACAAACGAUUUUAUUGAACAUGUUGAUAUCGUUUUGCGACCGAUUGAAGGUUGUCAGAAAAUGUCUGUUUUAAAUCAUAAUACAUUUAAAGGUAAUAUAUACCAGCAAUAAUAACAUAGAUAAGAGAAAUGGCUACACUAUUCAAUGAAUAUGUAUUUCUAUUUAUUUAUUUUAAAUGUACAUCAUUUGCAGUCAUCUUAUUAUCUCUUUGUAAUCUUUCUGUGAAAUUGCAGUCUCUUCGCUUAGUAGAUUAUGUUCAUAUCUUGUACUUCAACAUCUCCGUUGCUGUUCGUUCCCUAGCCAAUAGAGGUCCUAUGUACCUACUGCCAUUUUUCAACUUUCUAAUUAAAAUGUUUUGAUUUACUUCUUCGUGUGAAGCAGUUAUUUUGGCCGGUCGAAUCAAUAGGUGGAAAGUGCAUUUACUUAAGCGCUUUCUUACAAUACACAUUGAGAAAUUGUGCUCAGAGUACACCACCAAUUUAGCAGAAACUGAUAUUGUAUCUAUUCAACGCAUUCCUUAUGUCAGAAACCUACAUUACCCAUAAUGCAACUCUCACACAGAACAUUUUGUUGGAUUGUUACACUAGUAGCAGCUAAUGCAGCAGUGAGCGGCACAGCGUUGUGGGAAGUUCACUUCUUUCAAACUCCAUAUUGAUUUAUCUAUAUUUAACAAUCUAGUAGUUUUGUGAGUUGCUUUGUUAAUCUUAAACUAAAGACGUCUCAUGUAGUGCAGUAAAACAAUAUUUUCCUCUGAAUUGUGGAGUAGAAACUACCGUAUAAAAUGGGAAUACCGUUUACGCAUUAUAAUUUUACUAACAAAAUAUACUUCUGAUCAUUGUGGUAAAUUAAACAUGUAGAUUGAACUGUGUAAAAAAACUAGAUUCCUGUACACAAUGCAUCAGUAAUAACCUCAUAACAGCAUUUUCAGCAGUAUAAGUGUGUACUACGCCAUGUACAUUUUGAUGAUACACUAAAAGUACUUUUAAAGGUAUGUAGAAUGUUCCUUUUAGCAGCAUUUUUGGGACUGCAACUUGUUUUUUCAUCAUUGAUUGAUCUUCUGAUAACAUUGAUUAAUCAUGUAAUCUAUCAAUAAAUGGCCAAGUUGA
Messenger RNA from Anarrhichthys ocellatus (wolf-eel), 14182 nucleotides. RefSeq names its product NCK-associated protein 5-like (gene nckap5l). The transcript is spliced from 13 exons. Lineage: Eukaryota; Metazoa; Chordata; Actinopteri; Perciformes; Anarhichadidae. Gene Ontology annotation, biological process: microtubule bundle formation; microtubule depolymerization. The coding region runs from base 8161 to 12432 and encodes 1423 amino acids. Gene Ontology annotation, cellular component: microtubule plus-end. The record is from RefSeq and is a predicted model, not a curated record.